AUGUGUGCGCGAAGAGCCCUACGAGGCGCUCUUCGGGCUCGUCCCCGCAUCGAGGACGGGCUCUCAGCUCUCAUGAAGGGCGGCGGGCCGUGUCCGGAGAAGGCCCGCGUCGCCAUCUCCGGCAUGCCGGCAGCCCACUUCACCGUCGCCUCCUCGGUCGCUGCCGCUUCCCUCGCAGUACGAGGUCGGCGUACCGUCUGCGCGUACCUGCUCGAAGGCCUACAACCGCACCGCGGCGGCUUGUCGCAGGCGACCAUCGAGUGCUACACGGACAUCGCGGACGAGAGUGCGGGCGUUCGCGCGGUCACUGUCACGUCUCGGCCCGUCCUCGACAUCGACCCGACCGCCGUCAUCGCCGCUCCAGUCGACGCGGCGUUCGACCCGGCCAUGCCUGCGCGAGAAGCCCUACGCGGCGCUCUUCGGGCUCGCCGCAUCAAGGACGGGCUCUCAGCUCUCAUGAAGGGCGGCGGCCCGUGUCCGGAGAAGACGCGCGCCGAGAGGCGCUACAUGGUCGACUUCAAUGAGAGCGAGGGCGAGUCGGCUUUCUUGGUUGUGAGAUCAACAAAGGGCGUCUGGUUCGACAACCCCCACGUGUUCCAUCGGAGCCUCGCAAAGGUGCCAAUCAGCUUUUGUUUCGCGGAGGGGGCCCAGGUUCAGACCGAGCUCGGGCCAACGGCUUCCGUCAAGGUCGGCGGCUACUUCGCUUCCAGUGCGGAUUAUGAGGAGUGGUAUCAGCGCCGCCGCGCGAGCCUGACGCUGCCGCCUUUCCUCGGAGCUGAGGAUAUCCACCUCGAGAACCUCCAGAGGUUGAAUUCUUCCUACGCCAUUCGCGCGACACCGCCGAUGGGCCGCGAUUACUAUCGAGAGCUGGGCGUCGCCAAGGACGCCAAGGAUGCCGACAUCAAAAAGGCGUACCGAAAGGCCGCCGUGCAGUGGCACCCCGACAAAUGGGCGGGCAGGUCGGAGAGCGAGCAAAAGACUGCGGAGGAGAGGUUCAAGGAGGUGGCCGAGGCAUACGACGUCCUCUCCGACCCGGACAAGCGCGCCGUGUUUGACCGAUAUGGCGAGGAGGGGCUCAAGGCUGGCGGGCCUCCGCCGCCGGCCUCGGACGGCGACACGCACCACUUUGGCGGCUUUGGCCAGGGUGGGAGCAGCUUUGCGCACGGCGGCGGCGGCGGCGCGGGCUAUGAGUUUAGAGGAGACCCGGCCGACAUCUUUGCGCAGUUCUUUUCCGGCGGCUUCAAGCGGCAAAACUCGUUUGGCGAGACCCCGUUCGAUGGGCACGGCGGGCUCGAGGAGAUGCUCGCCGGGAUGGGCGGCGGUGGUGGCGGGAGGCCCAAGGCCAGGCGCUGCCACCUCCCGGAGCGCGAGCACAAUUUGCCCUGCACGCUGGAGGAGCUGUACCGCGGUAAGCUCAAAAAGAUGAAGGUGACGCGCAAGUCGCUGACCCCUGGUCGGCCGACAGAGAAAAUCCUCGAGCUGCCCAUCCGGCCCGGUUUCAAGGCUGGGACGAGGAUCACCUUCUCGGGCGAGGGCGACGAGUACGCUGUCCCUCCCCCGGGCGCCCCGCCGUGCGCGCAGGACAUCGUGUUCAUUAUUCGCGAGGCCAAGCACGAGCGGUUCCACCGCGAGGGCAGCGACCUACACUACCGCAUCAAGAUCUCGCUCAGCGACGCGCUCUGCGGCUUUACGCACGACAUCAAAAUGCUCGACGAGCAGGAGCGGGUCAAGCGGCUCAACAUGCGGACGCCCGUCUCCAACGUGACGACCAAGGUGCUCGCGGGUGAGGGCAUGCCCAAGAGCAAGGAGCCCGGCAAGAAGGGAGAUCUGAUUAUCUCUUUCGAGGUGGCCUUCCCGACUCGAGAGCUCACCGACACUCAAAAGGCCGCCGUCCGCUCCGCCCUGCCCAUGGGUUGAGCGAGGAGUCGGGGACGGGCGGUGGAUGAUGCUUGGUGCUCGCGCCCUUCCUCCGCCCACCGCUUCGCGGGACCUGCGAGCAUCUUACUAGGACCUAGCACCCGCAGUCUAGACCAGCGCAAGCAUAGAGGUGUACGCUCGAGAUCUGAGAGAUAGGGUCGACCCGCUUGAUGCGGACCGCGAGGUCUUCCGGCCAGAGCUCACGUCAUCGCGGCAGCGUCUGCUGCAGAUCCUGUUACGCGCACG
Messenger RNA from Emiliania huxleyi CCMP1516, 2163 nucleotides. RefSeq names its product putative heat shock protein 40. The coding region runs from base 1 to 1917 and encodes 638 amino acids. The transcript is spliced from 5 exons. NCBI's taxonomy places the organism in Eukaryota, Haptophyta, Isochrysidales, Noelaerhabdaceae. Gene Ontology annotation, molecular function: protein-folding chaperone binding. Gene Ontology annotation, cellular component: cytosol. The record is from RefSeq and is a predicted model, not a curated record.